GGAGGAGGAGGAGGGGGAGGAGGGGGAGGAGGGGGAGGAGGAAGGAAGAACAGAUGCGGAAGAGUUCCACGCGGCUACCCAGGCGGUGCUCCACCUUCGCGCGGUGGUGGCGGAGGAGGAGGGGGGUGAUGUUGAGACCCUUUUGGGGCAGCUGGAGGAGGAAUCGCUGCUACUGCUGGCCACAGCGCUGAAGGAGGUCGGCUGUGGCAAACAGGCCGGCGAGUAUGCGCGGCUCGGGAUGCGACGGUUCCCCGAGGAACGGGGGUUCCGCGAUGUGCUCGAGGCGGUAGAGUCCAUGGCAGAGGGGAAGGGUGGUCGCGCGAGGAGGCUGGUAUAUCCAUGGAACUCCCACGAACCCGAUAGGUUCUCGGCCGAGACCGUCAUGCACCUGAAUGAGUGUGUGGUGCCUGGAAGCUCGGAUUGCGUCGAGGUGAGGGUGGUUAACCUGCCGCUUCUGAGCGAGACCGCCGAGGUACUCGGUGUGACGAAGCACUUGGGCGUGUUUGCGAAGAGGGAUAUCAAGGCCGGCGAGAUUUGUAUGCGCGAGGAGAGCGUGCUCACGGUCGUGACGGAUCCGGUGGAGGGCGGCCUGUGCGAAUACUGUGGGUGCCGGUGGAGGAAGGAGGUAUUGCCGAGCAGGCCGAAGUUGGUGUUGAAGCUGCCCGGUGACGCGGGGACCAGCGAGGAGAAGGAGAAGGAGGAGAGGAAGGUGGAGGAGGAGGUUGUCAUCUCAGCGGAAACAUUCACAUGCGAUCUUUGCGCCGACGCGGAAGCGGAGGGAAUCGAGGCGGUCGUCCCGGUAUGGUGCUCGGCGCACUGUCGGGAUAUGGCAAUGACCAAGUACCACCCCGCACUCUGCUGUCGCCCCAUCGCACUGAUCCACCGCGCAGCACUCCAGCAAUCAGAACUGCAAAUUGCCAAGUCCUCGCAGCCUGGCGGUGCAGUCUACGCCUUGCUGAUGAUGAAGGCUUUUGCCAUGGCGCUCACUCAGGGAGUGCACCCACUCGAGCUUGAGGAGACCAAGUACCUAUAUGGCGUGCCGCCCGUCGAGGUGCUGGAGCUCCGGAUCGGCUGGGGCUGGGAGGAGAAUGUCCGUGGUGUCAUUGGCAUCCUUGAGGCGCUGGGAAUCGAUGUUUUCUCUGGGAAGCACACAUCGCUCUCUACGGAGGUGUCUCGACCAGACUGGUGGGAUACAUGGGUCGUCAACACGCUCAUCGCCAAGUUCCGCGGGACCGCCAGCGGCCGGCUGAAUGCGCACGGAGAAACAGAGGCGGCGGCGGCACACACCCUCUACUCGCUCGUCAACCACGACUGCGAACCCAGCGUCCGCUGGGAGUGCGCGGGAAUCAUGAGGUUCUGGGGCGUGGGUAAAGAUGACAGUGGCAUCGCCGUAAGGGAAGGACAGGAGCUGAUGAGCUGCUACUGUGACAACUCUCUGCCAUACAAGGAGCGUAGGGAGUGGAUGAUGGGGUGCCUGGGCGGCGCUUGUAUGUGCUCAAGGUGCUUGAGGGAGGAAAGGGAGGACAAGGAAAGGCGGUGAUGGAAGAGCGUGAGACGAAGGUAGACAAAAGUUUUGCUUAUAGACGAAGUAGAUGAGACAUUGAGGGUUAUAGAUGAGCUGAAGGCGGUGUCAGGAAAGCUCGACUAUAUUCAGGCACCGUUUUCUUAGCUUCCGAGUGAUCGGAAUGAUGCUAUCCCGUCUUACCCGAGAGUGUCCAGGUACACCAUUACCAGUACGAC
Tricharina praecox is the source of this 1740-nucleotide messenger RNA. RefSeq lists its product as uncharacterized. Gene Ontology annotation, cellular component: nucleus. The transcript has a single exon. The coding region runs from base 239 to 1540 and encodes 433 amino acids. The record is from RefSeq and is a predicted model, not a curated record. NCBI's taxonomy places the organism in Eukaryota, Fungi, Ascomycota, Pezizomycetes, Pezizales, Pyronemataceae.